Molecule: messenger RNA, 823 nt
Organism: Styela clava
Lineage: Eukaryota; Metazoa; Chordata; Ascidiacea; Stolidobranchia; Styelidae
Source: RefSeq, a predicted model, not a curated record
CUUAACAAAGACAGUAAACCCCAAAAAAUUGGAUUUUGGAAAACCUUUUUCACUGGAGAAGAUAUGCGUUUAUACGAAGCAAAUAUUACUCGGAUUAAUAUUUUUGGAUAAACUUCGUUUCCCAAUGAAAAAGACUCAUCAUUGGUUACAUGCUCGGAAUGUAUUUAUCGAUCAAGGAGUUUGUAAAUUAUCUGGCUAUGAAAUCGAACUCGUACAAAUGAGAACGAAGUACAUUCAGGAAUCGAAUGAUGAUCGGGCAACGCUCAAUGCAGUUGGCCAAAUUGUAUUUGAGAUGGCUACUGGAUUUCCUGUGAAUUAUGCAUCAAAUGCUCAACUUGAUCCUUCAAAGAAACAGAUGAAAACAAGGCAGAAAGAGAAACUGAAAGAUAUUCAUUUUGAACAUUUGAAAACAAAGUGUAGACCUGAAAUAGUGCAGUUGGUACAAUUCCUUUGUGAUGAAGAUAAAUGUGCUUCACUGCAUGUUUCAAUUCAUCAUCCUUUCUUCGAUCAAGUAACAAAGUUCAAUCCAACAGAACCAGAGAAUGCAUCAAUCAUAGCUGUCAAGACACUGUUUAAUCAAAUAUGUCGAGAUGCUUCAAAGCAAAUUAAGAGCGUUCCUUCCACCUCACAAUGCUCAGCGGAAACUGAAGCAAAUUCAUUCAAACGAGAUGGAGUUUAUGGAACCAGUUCGAGAGUAUAAAUUAUUAUUAUAAGUUUUUUUCAUCUGUUUAAAUCUGUUUAUAUUGAUUUUACUAAAUUGAUAUUGAUUAAAUGUAUUCUGAUCAAUAAAUUCUCUGAUCUCGAUUUUAUUAUCGAAAUGGGC